AUGAACUCAAUCAAUUCCUCCGAGGACAACACGCCUGCUUCUUCUCCACGUACCUCUCGCUCGUCCACACCCGGCACUGAGAAAGACGACCUCUUCGAUUCCCUCCCCGCGGCGAACAAUGGCAAGUAUGUGUUGGUAACAGGUGGCCUCGGAUUCAUUGGUAGCCAUACCGUCCUGGAGCUCCUCAAAGCUGGCCACAACGUCGCCAUCGUGGACGAUCUGAGCAACAGCUACAGCGAUGUCUUCAGUCGCAUCAUCAAGGCCGCCAACCGUCACUUCGACACUCACGGCGGCAUAUGUCCCAAGGCCGAGUUCCAUAACACCGACUAUCGCAACAAAGUUGCCAUGAGCAGCCUCCUCGACUCCCACGCUACCGGUCCCAAUGGCUCUUCCAAUAUCUCCGGUGUCAUUCACUUCGCCGCAUACAAGGCCGUGGAGGAGAGCAUACGUCAGCCAUUGAAGUACUAUCUGAACAACAUCAAUGGCCUUGUCGACUUCAUUGUCCUGCUAGAGGAGUACAACAUCAAGACAUUCAUCUUCUCGUCUUCGGCAGCAGUCUAUGGUAACUUAGCGGACGGCAGCCAGGACCUCCGGGAAGAGCACUGCGUCCAUGAGGAGGAGACAUACCUUCACCACGAUGGCACCGACCGAAGAUCCCAACCUGGUUAUACCGGUAUCACCAGCCCUUACGGCCGCACAAAGUUCUUUGGCGAAGCCAUAUUGUCGGACAUUGCAAAGUCGGACCCGUCGUGGACCAUCAUUGGGCUGAGGUACUUUAAUCCUGUUGGCUGCGACGUAUCGGGUCUUCUUGGCGAAGAUCCCCGCGGCGUACCCUCCAAUCUGCUGCCCGUCGUCGUCAAAGUCGUCACUGGUCAGAUUCCUGAAAUCUGCGUCUAUGGAAACGAUUGGGACACGACCGAUGGCACCGCCAUCCGCGAUUUCAUUCACGUCACUGAUCUUGCGAGGGGUCACAAUGCUGCACUUUUCGCCGCAUUGAACGGCCGCAUCUGCCACGGCUUCCGCACUUUCAACCUUGGCGGCGGAACGGGCUAUUCUGUGCUCGAGGUCAUCAGCACUAUGGAGGCAGUAACUCAAAGACCUGUCCCCACCAAGAUUGUGGGCAGGAGGGAUGGUGAUGUGCAGUCAUCGGUUGCCGCAGCUGAUCGUGCAAACAUCGAGCUGGGCUGGUCCACAAAAGAAACUUUAUUCGAUGCUUGUCAAGAUACCUGGAACUAUCUAAAACUCAAGGGCUACUAG
Molecule: messenger RNA, 1257 nt
Organism: Aaosphaeria arxii CBS 175.79
Lineage: Eukaryota; Fungi; Ascomycota; Dothideomycetes; Pleosporales
Product: UDP-glucose 4-epimerase
Exons: 1
Coding region: 1-1257 (418 amino acids)
Biological process (GO): beta-D-galactose catabolic process via UDP-galactose, Leloir pathway
Cellular component (GO): cytosol
Molecular function (GO): UDP-glucose 4-epimerase activity
Source: RefSeq, a predicted model, not a curated record